Molecule: messenger RNA, 8335 nt
Organism: Empidonax traillii (willow flycatcher)
Lineage: Eukaryota; Metazoa; Chordata; Aves; Passeriformes; Tyrannidae
Gene: PTPN13
Product: protein tyrosine phosphatase, non-receptor type 13
Exons: 47
Coding region: 156-7583 (2475 amino acids)
Biological process (GO): peptidyl-tyrosine dephosphorylation
Cellular component (GO): nucleus; cytoskeleton; cytoplasm
Molecular function (GO): phosphatidylinositol 3-kinase regulatory subunit binding; protein tyrosine phosphatase activity
Source: RefSeq, a predicted model, not a curated record
GCUGCUCCGCGCUCCCUGCCUGCCUGCCCGCGCUCUCUGGCAGGCGCCGAGCACAGCCUUGCUACGGAGGAGGUCGAAGCUUCGGGCUCCUCGGGCUCCUGGGUUCUCCAUCGCCUCCCUCCGUGCGCGAUCGGCGGCUCUGGAGCGGCGGUAACAUGCAUGUGUCACUGGCAGAGGCUCUGGAGGUUCGGGGGGGACCACUGCAAGAAGAGGAAAUAUGGGCUAUUUUGAAUCAAAGUGCAGAGAGCCUUCAAGAACUAUUCAGAAAAGCUGAUCCUACUACUCUGGGAUUCAUCAUUUCUCCAUGGUCUCUCCUGCUGCUUCCAUCUGGCAGUGUAUCAUUUACUGAUGAAAAUGUCUCCCAACAAGAUCUGCGAGCAUUCACAGCACCGGAGGUUCUGCAGAACCAUUCGCUGUCAUCUCUGUCAGAUGUUGAGAAGGUGCAUAUUUAUUCUCUUGGUAUGGCGCUCUUCUGGGGAGCUGAUCACGAAGUUCCUCAAAGUCAGCCUAUCAAACUCGGAGACCAUCUCAAUAGCAUCCUCCUCGGCAUGUGUGAAGAUGUCAUUUAUGCCCGUGUAUCUGUACGGACUGUUCUGGAUGCCUGCAGUGCCCACAUAAGGAAUAGUAACUGUGCCCCUUCUUUUUCAUACGUGAAACAGUUGGUCAGACUGGUUCUGGGAAGCCUCUCUGGGAUGGAGCAACUGUCUUCCAAUGGAGAUAGAAAAUUGCAGCCAGACAGGAGCCAGGCUAUUCGGGAGAGGCUGAGGGGAAAAGGGCUUCCUACUGGGAAAACAUUGACGACUGAUGCACCUGAUGAACACAGAGGUCUCUUCUCUCAACAGACCACACUUAACAAAGGACUUAGCAAGUCUAUGGGAUUUCUGUCCAUUAGAGGAACACAAGAUGAAGACGACUUUUUCCAGGGCAUUUCUGUAGAUUACAGCUCAGGACAGGAAGAUGUUUUCUGUCCUCACAGAUGUAAAACCAGUGAGUUUGAGAAAAAAGGUCACCUUCAUACAGAUGUCCCUCCCAAAAGGAAAAUAUGGGCUUCUUCCACAGAUUUGCUUUGCACUACUGACAAGGCAGCUGGGAGGAACCAUGCUGGAGGCUCUCACAGGCACAGCCAUCAGUGUGAAACAUUUACAGUACGGACUUCUACUGCUGCUAGAAACAAGGAAACAAGGUACUCUGAUGGGAGCAUAGCACUGGAUGUCUUUGGACCACAAAAACUGGACCAAACGCGCCAUGUGCCUGAGACAUCAGCUUCUGCAGCUAUAUCAAGUGCCUUUGACAGGAUAAGAGAGAGACAGAAGAAGUUGCAGCUUCUGAGGGAAGCUAUGAAUGUCGAAGAGCCUUUGAGAAGGUACAAAUCUUAUCACAGCGACGUUUAUAGUACUUCGAGUGAAAGUCCAUCAGUUAUUUCUUCAGAACCAGAUUUCAGGCAAGUGAGAAGAAAUGAAGGCUUCAAGAGAGAUGAUGCCAGUGGUGUGUUAUCAGGUGCUGAUGAAAUCUCCACAUCAAGUCAAGCUAAUUCUCAGAGAGCAAGGCAACAUGAAGCACCAUUCGAAGGCAAACUAAUAAGUCAAGAAGUGAUGUUGAAGCGUCAGGAAGAAGAAAUGAUGCAAUUGCAGGCUAGAAUGGCUCUCAGACAGUCCCGACCUAACCUCUACCCAGGAGAUACAAUUAGAUCCUCAGUGCUCGACAUCACCAGAGAUCCACUGAGGGAAAUAGCCCUGGAAACAGCCAUGACACAAAGAAAACUGAGGAAUUUCUUUGGCCCAGAGUUUGUGAAAAUGACAAUUGAGCCAUUCGUCUCCUUGGAUCUACCGAAGUCUAUCUUGACUAAGAAAGGAAAGAGUGAUGACACCAGGCGAAAAGUGAAUGUGAUGCUUCUAAGUGGGCAGAAGCUGGAGCUGACCUGUGAUACCAAAACAAUAUGUAAAGAUGUCUUUGAUAUGGUUGUUGCCCAUAUUGGCUUGGUGGAGCAUCAUUUCUUUGGAUUGGCUACUUUAAGAGACAACGAAUUUUUCUUCGUUGAUCCUGACAUAAAGCUAAGUAAAGUAGCUCCAGAAGGAUGGAAAGAAGAAGCAAAGAAAAAGAACAAGCCUCCUGUCAACUUCACUCUGUUUUUUCGCAUAAAGUUUUUUGUGGAUGAUGUCAGUCUGAUACAGCAUAGGCUGACCUGUCACCAGUAUUACCUACAGCUGCGGAAGGAUAUCCUAGAAGACAGGAUGCAUUGUGAUGAUGAGACAGCCUUGUUAUUAGCAUCCCUAGCUCUCCAAGCUGAGUAUGGAGAUUACCAGGCAGAGGUGCACGGCAUGUCGUAUUUCAGACUAGAACACUACGUCCCUGCGAGAGUGAUGGAGAAACUAGAUCUGUCCUACAUCAAGGAAGAGCUGCCAAAAUUGCAUAGCGCUUAUGUGGGUGCAUCUGAAAAAGAGACUGAGUUAGAAUUUCUGAAGUUGUGUCUGAGGCUCACAGAAUAUGGGGUUCACCUUCAUCAUGUGUUGCCUGAGAAGAGAUCCCAAACAGGUAUCCUUCUGGGAGUCUGCUGCAAAGGAGUUGUUAUUUUUGAAGUUCACAAUGGUGCCCGUACACCUGUACUGCGCUUCCCAUGGAGAGAGACAAAGAAAAUAUCCUUUAGUAAGAAGAAAAUAACUUUGCAGAACAUAUCAGAUGGUAUUAAGCAUGCCUUUCAGACUGACAAUAGUAAGACUUGCCAGUACCUUUUGCAUCUCUGCUCUUCCCAGCAUAAGUUCCAGCUACAAAUGAGAACAAGGCAGAGCAGCCAAGACACUCAGGACAUUGAAAGGGCUUCAUUUAGGAGCCUAAACCUUCACGCGGACUCUGUCAAAGGUUUCAACAUGGGACGAGCCAUCAGUACUGGCAGCCUGACCAGCAGCACUUUGAACCGCCUUGCUGUUCGACCCCUGUCUGUUCAAGCAGAGAUUCUGAAGAGACUGUCCUGCUCUGAGCUCUCACUCUUCCAGCCACUUUCUGGCUCUUCAAGGGACAAAAAUGAGAAGAGUCCAUGGGAGGAAAGACCCAGAGUUAUGAGCAAGUCAUUUCACGAUCUGAGUCAGAGUCACAUAUCUGUUUACCCCCCAAAGAAAAAUAUUAUUACUGCUUUGGACUCUUCCCCUAAAAAAAUAGAACAUAUAAUGGGAAGAGUCUUUCAGCAAAUGCCAAAAUUUGAUACUGGAUCAGCAGCAGGAGCACUAAAACCGAGCAAUUCAAAAUCUCAUGCAGGUUUAAGUAGAAGCCCUGAAAGAAAGAAAAAUGAAUCAGACUCAUCAUCCAUUGAAGAUACCGGUCAAGCCUAUGUUGUAGGUGUUAGCAUGAAUACUUCAGAAAGUCUUCUGUCAUCAGCAACACUAAAAGAGAGCGUUGACUCUCUGCAAACAACACAGAACAGAGUUGCCACACCAGAGAGAGAGAUCACUUUGGUGAACUUGAAAAAGGAUGAAAAAUUUGGCUUAGGCUUUCAGAUAGUCGGUGGAGAGAAGACAGGGAAACUUGAUCUGGGAAUUUUUAUUCAUUCAGUUAUUCCUGGAGGGCCAGCUGAUUUGGAAGGAUCUCUAAAACCAGGACACCGACUAAUAUCCAUAAACAGCACGAGUUUAGAAGGCGUCAGCCACCAUGCAGCACUGGAAAUUCUGGAGAAUGCACCUGAAGAUGUGACGCUUGUUAUCUCUCAGCCCAAGGACAAGCUAUCCAAAGCAUCAUCUAACACUGCUCAUAUCAGUAAUGGAACCAGGGGUUAUUUGAGGAGGCCAUCAUCGGUGCAGGACAAUGAGGCAGAGUCCUCUUCCGAAGAACACAACCAGUCCCGUGGUCACCAGAGGCCUGUUUCAGGAAGUUUGUCUGGCUUGUCAGGAGGCAAGCGAGAUGGAAGCAUGAGCUCCCAGGAUUCAAGAACAGAGAGUGCCAGCCUGUCUCAGAGCCAGCCAACCAGCUUCUUGGGCAAACAUGCAAGUGGCAGAGCCCAGCAGGAUCCUCAGUUUUACAGUGAUUUCCAUUCUGGAGUUUCUAAAAUGAAUGAGAAGAAAAGAUCCUCAUCAGACAGUACUCGAGCGAAAAAUAAAAGGCCUGGGGUAGUGGAGCCUGUGGAAUAUUCUGACCGAGGGGAUUCUGACAUGGAUGAAGCAACUUACUCUGGCAGUCAGGAGCAACAGCCAGCUAAAAAGGAAUCUUUCUCAUCAAACAAAGUGAAUUCUGAAAAGGUUACCGCAGCACUUCUUAAACCUGGAGAUAUCUUUGAGGUUGAACUAGCCAAAAAAGAUAACGGCUUGGGAAUAAGUGUCACGGGUGGUGUAAAUACUAGCAUAAGGCAUGGUGGUAUUUAUGUGAAAGCGAUUAUUCCCAAGGGAGCCGCUGAAGCAGAUGGCAGAAUAGAAAAAGGUGACCGCGUGCUCUCUGUGAAUGGCAUUAGUUUGGAAGGUGCUACCCAUAAGCAAGCUGUUGAAACUCUGAGAAACACUGGACAGGUGGUGCAUCUGCUGUUGGAAAAAGGUCAGCUUUCAGGGGCCAAGGCUCGUGCUCCAGUAACAACACAGUGCACACCUCCAAAUCAGUAUGAGCCACAGGAGAAGCCAGCAACAGAAUCUACAAAUGCCAAAGAUUACAGCUUCGUCACUGCAGAGAACACAUUUGAGGUGAAGCUGUUGAAGAAUAGCUCAGGCCUUGGGUUCAGUUUCUGCCGUGAAGAUAACAUUACUUCAGAGCAACUGGGGUCAACUAUUGUGAGGGUGAAAAAACUCUUCCCUGGGCAGCCUGCUGCAGAAAGUGGGCAAAUAGAGAUUGGGGAUGUCAUUCUGAAAGUGAAUGGAGCAUCGCUAAAGGGUUUAUCCCAGCAGGAAGUCAUCUCUGCUCUGAGGGGAACGUCUCCAGAAGUCUCUCUUCUCCUUUGUCGGCCACCAUCUGGAAUACUACCAGACAUUGAUCCUUCGUUGUUGACACCCAUCCAUUCACCCCAGCAAGUAUUUCCAGAGGUCAGCAGAGAAGGUCCAUCAAAUGGAGAACAAGGUGGCAGCUCAGAUGAAAAUGAAAGUACUGAUCUGAGCAAGAAAAGGCUAAAAUCUCCAUCUAAAAGAGACAGCUACAGUGACAGCAGCAGAAGUGGUGAUGAGGAGGUGAUAGACUCAGCAGCACAGGUGAACCUUGGCUGGAGUUCUGCACUGUACCAGCACUCAGGUGAAGCUGAGACACGGGCACAAAGCCAGUAUGAGGCACACGGUGGGCAGGAGGCUGUUCGUACCAUCCUGUAUCCUGAUCAAGAGGUCUCUAGCAAGGCGGAGCUUGAGGACAGUAAUAUGCCAUUGGAUUUGCCAGUGAUCCCAACCUGUAGAACUGUACCUGAUGUUACCACGUCCAUUUUAAUAAAUGACUCUUACGCUACUCCUGUCUCUGAGCUGACUCCACACCUGGGAGGAAUGGAUUCAUUACUCACCCAGCUGGAAAAAAAUGCUGAAGAAUACGAACCAGAGGUAGAGCUCCGAGUCACUAUGACAAAGUCAGAAAAGGGUAGUCUGGGUUUUACAGUGACCAAAGGUAAUGAUAAUGUUGGCUGCUACAUUCAUGACAUUGUUCAGGAUCCUGCCAAAAGUGAUGGGAGACUACGCCCUGGAGACCGACUGAUAAAAGUUAAUGACAUCGAUGUCACUAACAUGAGCCAUACUGAUGCAGUAAACUUUCUUCGUGCUGCCCCAAGGACUGUGAGAUUAGUACUAGGCCGUGUUUUGGAGUUACCAAAGAUGCCAGUGUUGCCUCAUUUACUGCCUGAUAUUACACUGGUUUGCCAUAAGGAGGAGCUAGGUUUAUUGUUAUCAGGAGGUCAUGACAGCCUUUAUCAAGUUGUGUAUAUUAGUGACAUUAUUCCCAAAUCGGUUGCUGCCAGAGAUGAGAGUCUCCAUGUACUAGAUAUUAUCCAUUACAUUAAUGGAGUAAGCACACAGGGAAUGACUCUGAAAGAAGCCAGAAGAAUGCUGGAAACAUACCUUCCAAAAGUGGUGCUCAAAGCAACCAGAGAUGGUCAUGCAGUGGUCCCAAAAUCCAAAAGCCCCAGUAACUCAAAUCCAUGGCCAGUGAAAGCUAAUGGCUGUUCCUGUGGUGAUCCCUGUGAUAAAACAGUAAAGACAAUUGAUGCUUACGGGCCCAAGAUAAAUGGCAGUGGCAUCCUAGGACCUUCUCAGGGAAAUACAGAAAACAAUAUUGAUCACGUGAAGGGACUAAUGAACCUCUCAGGAUCAGGAGGUGCACCUUCCCUAGGGCUUACCAAUCAGAUGUCAGAUUUUUCUAAACACAUGGACAAAUCAGGAACAGAGAUUCUAGAUGAUGAGUAUUAUGAUGAGGAUGAUCACAAUGAAGUUGUCCAAUAUCUGUUGGAUGUUGUAGAUGAGGAAGCCCAGAACCUCUUAAAUUGUAAUAAUGCAACUUCAGAGGCUCAGAGUCUUCUGCAUCUCAAGAAGGCUGCAUCAGAAGAUCAUCUGCCAGAGAUGAAUGGAAAGGUGACGGAAGAUAAGUCUGAAGACACAGACUGUGAUGGGUCAUCUUUACCUGAAGAUUUUUCAGAGCCCACUCAUGUAAAUGGUUGUGAAGACGAUUGUGAAGUAAAAGCUGUGCCAGAGAGUCUUGUUCUUCUGCUAGAUUUCCCUCUAGUGACAAACGAAGAGAUCUCUGCACUCCGAACUGUGAAUGUGCUACCUGGAGGCAAGUACUCAGGAGCCAAGUUGAAGUCAGUGAUCAGGAUGUUGCGUGGAUUGCUGGAACAGGGAGUCCCUUCUAAAGAGAUUGAAAACCUUCAGGAGUUAAAACCUCUGGAUCAGUGUUUGAUAGGACAAGCAAAGGAGAACAGGAAAAAGAACAGAUAUAAAAACAUACUUCCUUAUGACACCACUAGAGUACCUCUAGGGAUUGAAGGUGGAUACAUCAAUGCCAGCUUCAUUCGCAUGCCAGUGGGGAAUGAGGAGUUUGUUUACAUUGCAUGCCAAGGACCUCUUCCUACUACUGUAGCAGAUUUCUGGCAAAUGGUUUGGGAACAAAACUGUACUGUGAUUGCCAUGAUGACUCAGGAGGUUGAAGGAGAAAAGAUAAAAUGUCAGCGUUACUGGCCAGAUGUCCUCAAUAAAACCACCAUGAUAAAUGACAAACUUCGCCUUGCUCUUGUGAGACAUCAGCAGCUGAAGGGCUUUAUCAUUAGAGUGCUGCAGCUUGAAGAGAUUCAGACAGGUGAAGUACGGCACAUUUCCCACCUGAACUUCAUCGCCUGGCCUGACCAUGACACCCCUUCUCAGCCAGAUGACCUGCUUACUUUCAUCUCUUACAUGCGGCACAUCCACAAGUUUGGGCCCAUUGUAACUCACUGCAGUGCAGGCAUCGGGCGAUCGGGGACCCUUAUUUGUAUAGAUGUUGUUCUGGGGUUAAUCAGCAGAGACCUCGAUUUUGACAUCUCAGACCUGGUGCGCACAAUGCGUCUGCAGAGACACGGAAUGGUUCAGACAGAGGAUCAGUACAUUUUCUGCUAUCAAGUUAUCCUUUAUGUCCUGAAUCAUCUCCAACAUGAAGAACAACAGAGAGACAAAUAAAAUACUCAAGCAGAAGCGCUCAUAAAAUAAGGAAGCAAGGAGGUCGAGAAGCUCGCAAGUGUUUUAUUUGUUCUGCCAAUAGUUUUCUAGUCCCUUUCUUCAGUUACUGUCAAACGUCCUUUCUAUAAAGUCUCUCCAUUAUUCCAAUUAAGGUAUAUAGUUACAAGGGAAAGGGAUAGCUCAUACAAUACCACUAAUGUCUUCAGCUCCAUGGACACAUAUGUAAGAUUUUUGUAUAAGAAUAUUUAAUAAAGCUGCAUUUUUUUUACAGCUUCCUUAAUAUGUCAUAAAAUACUGAAAUAAAAAUGUUUUAAUUUAAAAAAAAGAAUUCAAGAAGAAGAAAAAAAGUAAUCUUAUAGUACUUCCUGCAGUUCUGCAACUGUUUUGGGGUAUUUUUUUCUUACGGCAUGGGGGAGUGGGAGGGAUGAAGGAGUAUUUUUAUCCUGGCAAACUUUAUUACAAAGACAUUUUACUAGUCUCUUUUGAAAGCUUGUAUAUGGCAUAGAUUUUUUGCCCUUUUAGUACUAUUAGAGGGUAUCUUGAAAUCAGCAUUUAAGCUUUAAGAGAUGCCUGUUAGCAUAAGGAUAAUAGUGAAUGUUAACUGUAUCACAGUUAAUAAUGUUUACUUCAUAGAAUUUCAUGUAUAUAUUUAUAUACUUUUACCAAAAAAAGGCUGAAUUAUUGGGUGUCUAACCUUAUAACUUGAUUACGCAUCUCCACUCUGUAAAUAAAUAAAAUACCUAAUGUACACU